Molecule: messenger RNA, 2931 nt
Organism: Tigriopus californicus
Lineage: Eukaryota; Metazoa; Arthropoda; Copepoda; Harpacticoida; Harpacticidae
Molecular function (GO): CoA-ligase activity
Source: RefSeq, a predicted model, not a curated record
GACUGAUCCAAUGAUGCGAAACCUUAGUACUCCAUAUUCAGCCAUGAAUCGACGUGGAAGCUCUUCCUCAGGCAUUGGGGCAUCAGGCCCACCUCCUCUGGCUAGCUCGCAGCAAGCCCGAUACAAGGGCCUGCUUUCAACCCCUGGUAUGGUCAAAUUUUCCGCUUGGAAACGGGAAACGGAUAUCCCAAGAUUGUAUUUCCACGACUUCCUAUUGGCCAAGAUCAAAGAAAAGGACCCGAACAAAGUCUGGUUGAAGGAUGUGAGCUUAGGAAGGACCGAAACCUAUGGUAGGGUGGCCGGAAGUGUCUCUAAAAUUGCCAGUGGACUAACGAAAUUGGGCUUUGGCAAACGGGAUGUGGUGUGCAUGUGCUGUUCCAAUUACGUUGAGUACUGGCUCCUAGCUUUGGCGGCAUGGAAAUGCGGAGGUUGCGUGAUGCCGGUUAACUGUGAGAUUGACAUGGAUGUCUUGGAAGAGCAAUUGACUGAGGCGAAACCCAAGAUCGUUGUUUGUGAUGACUUUAACUACGAAGACAUCUUGGAUGUUGUGGAUGGUAACGAGCUCAUCAAGCACGUCAUUGUAAUCGGCAGUGAAGGGAAAGCCCAAGGGUGUAUUCCUGUCAACGACCUCUUUGAAGAUGACGAGAAAACCCCUCCACCUCGGCUAGAUCUCUCUUUGGACAACGAUACCGUUUAUCUCCCCUUUACAUCGGCUUCUAGUGGCUAUUCAGCGGGGAUCAUGCAUACUCACAAGUCCUUAAUGUCUUGGUUUUAUUCUCCCGAUGGCGCUGCCAAUCAUUAUCUAGAUCAAAUGAUGGGGGAAAACAUAGCUUGCGGAAACUGGUUCUUCCAUCUGUCUGGGUUCUACACAGUUGCCUUGGCAGCCAUUUAUGGAGUGUCCGUCUUCACUUUAUCCGAGUACUCAGAUACGGGAUUCUUUGAUUUAAUCGUGGACAACAAAACUCAGACCGCCAAUCUUUAUCCUUGGCAGAUUCGUCUAUUGUCCCAAUCAAAGUCUAUCACCAAAUACGACAUGUCUUGCCUGAAGUCCAUCACCACCUCAGGUGGUGUUCUGUCCUCCACCAUUCGCAUAGAACUACUGGAGCGGUUUCCCAACGUGAAGUAUGUCCGGGAAGCCUAUGGACUCAAUGAAUGUGGUCUAGUAACCCUGACUUAUCCCCGAGAGAAGAAGAACUCUGUCACAACCGCCAAGGCUCUGGAGACUCCCAACGACCAUGUCAUGCCUGUGGGAUUGCCUAAUAUGUACACUCAAAUCAAGAUCAUCAGUCGUCAGAGCAAUGAGAAUGUGGGAGGGCAUGAUGAGCAAGGCGAGAUUUGCAUCAAAUCACCGCAAACCUUCGUCGGAUACUUGAACGAGGACAACAAACACCUUCUUGAUGCCGAGGGCUUCUUUCACACCGGUGACUUAGGCUACUAUGAUUCCCAAGGGGUGAUAUAUUACGUCGAGAAAAUCGAGAACUUGAUUCAUUUCUGGAUGUACGAAGUGGCCCCGAAUAUCUUGGAAUCUCGACUCCUGGGCUCGAGCAAUAUUGUGGACGCUGCGGUGGUCGGAAUCCCCAACAAAGAGAACGGAGAGGUCCCUCGAGCAUUUGUGGUCCUCCGUCCCGGUUUCGAGGAGACUGAAGAGAAUCUCACCAAUCUCAUCGAAUCUCGUCUUCAAGAUCACGAGCGGAUCCGAGGUGGUCUCUAUUUCAUUCAGAACAUACCCAGAGAUGAGAACUGGAAGGUGAUGAAGGAUGUCCUAAAGAAUUAUGAACCCCUUUCAAUGGAGGAGCUUAACAAACAAACUGAGUCCGAGUGGAACAUUCCCGCCGAUGACCAGAGCGUGACACCUUCCAAAGUGAGUUCGAGCUUGGGAAAAUCCCCGAAAACCGCCAAAAAGGUGGUCAAACAACUGGAAAAACAACCCAAUGGAUCUUUUAUGGCCAGUCCCGAGGAAGAAUGUCCCAGCCCGAGAACCAAACGCUCGGCCAAGAAAAUUUCGCUCGAGGUGCCCAAUGAUCCCCAGGAUAUAUUUGGCAUGAGGAAUCGGUCCCGACGGGGUUCAAUGGAUUGCAUUCUGGAAGACAAGCCCUCCGCAGGUGCCGUGGGUGGAGCAUGGAAAGGACCUCAAGCAGCAUCAACCACGGGGACCGCAGGUGGCAAAAGACGCCCCUCAGAGUCACGUCGGGUUUCUGGAGGAGCUGUUAGAGCGGGUGGAUCCCGCCGAGGUUCGAAUGCCGAUCUGCCAGUCACUCCACUAUCCGGCAGUGCCGCAACUGACGCGGCCGGCAACAUCAGCUACUGGAUGAAAGUCUUUGUCCACCCUCAAACUCUGGAACAAGUCGUCAUGUCCCAUCCAGCUGUGGACGAUUGCUCCGUCCAGGCGUUCCAUGUGGAUGGCAUUGGGGAUCUCCCUCGAGCUUUCGUCGUUCUGAAAACCGGUUAUGAGGCCACAGCUGAGGAGAUCCUUCAAUUUGCUCACUCACGCUUGGCUCACACGGAUCAUUUGCGAGGUGGGAUCGUGUUUGCCGAGAAAUUACCCAAGGAUGGAAGCGGCAAGCUCAUGUGCAACGUGGACAAACUCAGCCAAGAUGCAAUUGCCGUGGACACCCAAUUUAUCAAACAACAACCCAAAGUGAAGCUCUGACUUGGCGAUUGACAGUGUUGUGUACACUAAGACAACGAGACUUGUUUAUUGAUAAUUCACUUUGAAAUCCCCACUUUCUCUCCUUCUCCUCCUUCUACGCCAUUCAACUUAUAAGAUCUUAAUGGUAAUGUACAAUGUAAGGGCUGAACAUCAAUUCUUUUCCUGACUAACCAUGAAUCUGCUGCUUUUUUCUUAAAAAAAUCACUCACCAAAACUUACCAUCAGUCAAAUGCACAAUCGAGAAUAUUUAAUGAGAAAUAAACGGAAUGAUGAGAUAAAUA